GAAACUAUGUUAACCUUUUAUGCUCUCUUCAUUCAGGACCAGGCAUUGAUGUCCCUGCCCCUGACAUGAGCACCGGUGAGAGAGAGAUGUCCUGGAUUGCCGACACCUAUGCUAACACUAUUGCCCACACUGAUAUCAAUGCCCAUGCCUGUGUGACUGGUAAGCCCAUUAGCCAGGGUGGGAUCCAUGGCAGAAUCUCGGCCACUGGUCGUGGAGUCUUCCAUGGCAUUGAGAACUUCAUCAAUGAAGCCUCCUACAUGAGCAAAGUGGGCCUGACCCCUGGAUUUGCUGACAAAACCUUUAUUAUUCAGGUAUAUGCCCGUGCUUAGAAUCGUUGGAUAACUGACCUGUUGGUUAUAGUAAUUGGCCGUUUUUCUGUUGUAUAGCGUAUCUGGUUAGAUUAUCUGGAAUAAUAUGCUGACUGUUUUAACCAGUCCAAAAGGAGAAGAGUUCAUCCGUCGUCAGCAACUAGUCGAUCUUUCAUUUCCCUUGAGAUCAUGUGCCACAAAGACUCAACGCCACUAAAACACAAAUCCCUGCUCUGUUUAUUUCACUGCAGAUGUCCUCUCUAAGAUUAAGGAUCAGAGGCAAAUGAACAAAACCGGCAGUUUUGUCUUUAGGUUCUGAUGAAGUUCAGUCUUAAUCACAUUGUGGUGAAAUCUCUCUCGAGUCAAUCAGUGUUGUAAGCGGGGGAGAAGAGAGGAGGGCUCUGGGUUUACUCUCUCUUGGUUUACUGUAAUGUGUAGGGAGGUGGGGGGUUGUUAUGGAUUUACAAUGGCACAGAAGGGAUGGCCUAGUCAUUUGUGUAAUCAGAAUCAGAAUCAGAAUCAGAAGAGCUUUAUUGCCAAGUGUGCUUGCACACACAAGGAAUUUUCUUUGGUGUUGGAAGCUUCUAGUACAGACAU
Messenger RNA from Triplophysa rosa, 905 nucleotides. Its product is annotated as glutamate dehydrogenase, mitochondrial-like. Gene Ontology annotation, biological process: L-glutamate catabolic process. Gene Ontology annotation, molecular function: L-glutamate dehydrogenase (NAD+) activity. Gene Ontology annotation, cellular component: mitochondrion. The transcript has 2 exons. The coding region runs from base 66 to 329 and encodes 87 amino acids. The record is from RefSeq and is a predicted model, not a curated record. NCBI's taxonomy places the organism in Eukaryota, Metazoa, Chordata, Actinopteri, Cypriniformes, Nemacheilidae.